Molecule: messenger RNA, 747 nt
Organism: Camellia sinensis
Lineage: Eukaryota; Viridiplantae; Streptophyta; Magnoliopsida; Ericales; Theaceae
Source: RefSeq, a predicted model, not a curated record
AUGGACAGCGAGAGGAAGAGGGAUCCAUCCACUAAAGAAAGGCACAUGGCUAGGCACUUUCACUGCGAGGAGGAAGCAGCACUCGCCUAUGACACUGCCGCCCUCUCCAUGCGUGGCUCUCUCGCUCGCACCAACUUUGUCUACUCCGACAACAACAUCCCUAUUCCCUCCUCCCCCUCCUCCUCCUCCUGCCAGCUUCCUCUCGACCAUGAAUUGCUACACGACUUCUCUGCCGGCCUCUUCCUUGUGAAUUCGCAUCAAAACAAAAACACAAUCAAUUAUUCUACUUUGAGACGAGUGGAUUCAACGAGGGUGAAUGAUGAUGACAGUGAUCAUCAGCAGCAGCAACAGCAGCAAAGUAUUAUUAUGCAUGGUGGUACUGGUACUGGUACUGGUACUGGUACUGGUACUGGUACUGGUACUGAAGUGGACUUGCCACCAUUGCCACCUGAUAUUUCGAGUUAUUAUUAUGAUGGUUCAAAGAGCGUCCAGCAGCAGCAGCAGCAGCAAACUUUCCGAGUUUUCUGUGGGGACUGGACUGGGUCUGGGUCGUAUUUGAGCGAGUUCUUGCAACAGCAAAGCACACUCCUUGGGAGGAUGGAGCCAGUUUCUGAUGGGUUAUCAUCAUCACCAUCUUCACUACCACUACUACUACCAGCUGAUGAAGCUCAUCAUGGUUUGACUUUGGCGGUUCUUCUUCUUCAUCCUCAUUUUCAUCCACAUACUUCUUCUGAUCUAAAUUGUUAA